Lottia gigantea (owl limpet) is the source of this 1170-nucleotide messenger RNA. RefSeq lists its product as hypothetical. The record is from RefSeq and is a predicted model, not a curated record. NCBI's taxonomy places the organism in Eukaryota, Metazoa, Mollusca, Gastropoda, Lottiidae. The transcript has a single exon. The annotation marks the transcript as partial. Gene Ontology annotation, molecular function: metal ion binding; acid phosphatase activity.
UUUACUCCUCAACAAAUUCAUAUAUGCUAUGGCAAAAUUCCAACUGAUGUCAUCAUCAUGUGGGCAACAGUGGCAAAGGGGCCUAAAAUGUCAGUUCAAUACAGUUUUAAUACUAAGAUAAAUGAUUUUAAUAUAGUUGUAGCAGACCAAGAAGAGCUUAAAAUUAAUAAUGAAAAGGGAGUAAAAUUCUUGUACCGUGCCUAUUUAAAAGGCUUAAAACCAGCCACUGUAUAUUAUUACAAAAUAAUAAGCAAACAAAAUGGGGUUAGUAGUGACCUGUUGCAGUUUAAUGUUCCAUCAACUGGAUUUGACCAUUUUCAGUCCUAUAUGGUGCUAGCGGAUAUGGGACCUUACACUCACAAUCUUCAAAAUAUUGUUCAUGAGGCAAAGAAUAAUGAAUAUACAUCAGUGUUUCAUAUUGGUGAUAUUGCCUAUGAUUUACAUACUGGUAAAGGCAGCACUGGGGAUAAAUUUCUCAAUAACAUACAACUAAUGACUGCUAAACUUCCCUAUUUAGUUUCACCUGGUGAUCAUGAAGCUAAAUAUGACUUUACCCAUUAUCGUUAUCGCUUUUCUAUGCCAACCUUAAGCUGGCCAAUGAAAACUGAAGAGUUGUAUUAUAGUUUUGAUAUUGGACCUACACAUUUCAUUUCUCUCAAUACUGAAAUGUUAUUUCAUGUUUUUAAGAAAGAUGAUCAGUUGGCCUGGUUAGAAAAAGACUUGAUAGCAGUUAAUAAGAGAUCUAAAAGACCAUGGAUAAUAGUUAUGGGCCACAGAGCUCUUUAUAGUUCUUGUGACAAUAGAAAGGAUUGUCUUCUAGAAACGCCUAUUAUAAAAACAUCAUUAGAAGAGUUAUUCUUUAAAUAUGGUGUAGAUAUCUAUUUUGGAGGACAUUAUCAUAAUUACGAACGUUCUUGGCCAGUUUAUAAAGACAAAGUUGUGGCUCAACACUAUAAGAAUCCUAAAGCUCCUGUGUAUAUAACUAUCGGAACUUUAGGUCAGGAAUACCUCCCUGAGCCCAUUAGACGACCUGGUGGCCAAUGGUCAGCCAAAACAGAAAAUAAAGAGUGUUUUGGUGUUUUGGAGAUAUUCAAUUCCACUCAUUUACACUGGAAGGUAUUAGCAGCAGCCAAUAAUGCUAAAAUAGAUCAGAUUUGGGUGAUACAAACA